Messenger RNA from Globicephala melas (long-finned pilot whale), 5442 nucleotides. NCBI's taxonomy places the organism in Eukaryota, Metazoa, Chordata, Mammalia, Artiodactyla, Delphinidae. The record is from RefSeq and is a predicted model, not a curated record.
UGUUCAACAUUUAGAGCAAAAUUGAGUAAAGAGGCUAGAUUACCCUCCAGGUCUGUCCAAUCCGAAGAUGACACUAACCAUAGAUUAAGACUAGACGGCUUUCCUGGUUUUUUCAUACGAUACAAGAGGUCUGAAAGUGGACAAAUCAAGCCAGCUCAUUCCUUUUUGUAACUACUGUGGGGAAAAAACCCCCCAAAAUACCAAAACUAAACUAGUUUAAACUUUUAUCUUAACAUUCAUUAAUCAUUCAGGGAACUAAGGGAGAAAACAAACAAAAAAAUUCGCCGCUGGUAUCUCUUGUGAUAUGUUAACCAACCCCUGGGAGGCUGACACUUAGCUCUGAGUGAAAGAGUAGUUAACAAAAGUCCGAAGGGGAGAGGGGACCUGGAUGUACUACGGGUAACACUGGCUUCCAGUACAAAGGUUACACAUUUUGAGUCUCGGUCAAAGCAUGAUCGUCUUACAAUUUAACGCAGAGCAGAUUUCUGAAGGCAGAAGUAGACAUAAUAUGACAAAACACACCUGGCACCGUACACACACGCACACCCCCACACACACUCGAGAUCAGAUUUUGGGAAGUCAGAGGACAGCUCAGCCAAGGCGAGACCACUGGAAGCAAAGCAGGUGGAGUGCCUGUUUCCUUGCAGCUCACAGUCAUUCCGUUCACCUGACCCCACAAUUUAUUUCUUGUAGUUUACCGAAACAUUCUUGUCUACUCCACUUACCUAAUCCGUGAGGGAAGCCGACACCUGAAACCCGAUCUUGCCUCAGUCAACUCCGCCUCCUCUGGAUCCGGGAGAUCAGACCCUGCCCACUCGAAAUCGCUCCUCCUCUCACGGAGAUCAAAAUGGCGCCCCGCGGGUCGCCACUUCCCACCUCUCACUUUCUUCCUGGAGUCAAAUUGUUAUCGCGAGACUUCGGUCUCCCUAUUAGCUGGGGCACGCAGCCCGCCCAUCCUUUUCUCUAGCGCGGUAAUGGAGGGAAACAACAUCACAUUUACUGAAUUUUGUAUGGUCAGAAAUCUGUUUAAAUCAAAGGACAAUUGACAACAAAUUUGAGAGGGGCUUGGAAAACACAUACCAGGAAUGGAUUCUAUCAACUAUGCAACGGCAUCUGACUCAGCUGUGGAAAUUGAGAAUCAAAGUGAUAACUCUUCCUCUGGUAGCAGCUUAUUUAAAACUCAGUGUGUUCCUAUCCCACCUAAAAGGAGGCAAAGAAACCCUAUUAGAAAAUUUGUUCACACACCUGAAAGUACUCAAGCAAGAGAUUCAUCUAGUGACUCAUCUAUAGAGCCAAGACCAUUGACUUUAAAAGCUAUUUUUGAAAGAUUCAAAAAAAAGAAACGUAAAAAGAGGAAAUACAAGCCAACGGGAAGAUCAAGGGGAAGACCAAAAGGAAGGAGAAACACUAGAAGCUCACAAAUAAAUAAGAAACAAUUUAAAGACAAAGGAUCUGGCUUCCCAUUUUUAGAAUCAGAAAAUGGAAGAAAACGAUUACCUUGGAGAAAAAUUUUAACCUUUGAGCAAGCAGUGGCAAGAGGAUUUUUUAACUACCUUGAAAAACUGAAGUAUGAAUACCAUCUCAAGGAAUCCUUGAAACAAAUGAACGUUGGUGAAGAUUUAGAAAAAGAAGACUUUGAUAGUCGUAGAUACAGAUACUUGGAUGAUGAUGGAUCUAUCUCUCCUAUUGAAGAGUCAGCAGCAGAGGAGGAGAUUGCAACAAAUCUUGAACAUGAUGAAUGUGAUAUUAAAUUGGUGGAGGAUAAUUAUUUCAUAAUAAGUUCUGAAAUACCAAAGAAGAAGAAUGUAUAUUUGGAACAAGAGGAAUAUACUGAAGAAGCUGCAUUGCCUAAAAAGAGAGCAUCAAAAUCCAAAAAACACGACAGAGGACAGAAUGGCCUGAAAAUAGAUAGGAUUAUGACUACCAGACAAGGAGUGAAUAUGAUUUGAACUUAAUACAUUUUUAGAGGAUGUCAAAUUCAGAACCAGGCAGCUCCAUCUCCUGACCCUAAACAUGGUCCUAAAGUAAAUCACUUGAGGAAAUUGGAUCCCAAAGAUUACAGGUAUGAUUUUAAUUUCAUUUUUUUCCCCUUGUAUUUAAUGAAAAAGACUAUGACGUUAAAAAGGCCAUUAGUUGUUUUACUAUUUACCAGUAAUGUAUGAUGUCAUGAUGAUGGCAAAAUGUUCAACUGCUCUGAAUGGGCUGAAUGAAAAUAGCCUUUCUGAACAUCCAUCUUACAUAAAGCUGUAUUUUAAAUGAAAGCUCUAAGAUAAAAGUUGCCUGAAACAUGCAUGUUUGGAAACAAUCAGCUAAAUUUAGGUGUGAAUGAAAAUGGAACCUAAUCAGUCCCAGUUGCCAUUACAAUCGUUUUCUGUAGGUGGGGAAUUUUGAAGUGUGUCCAUAUUUCAUUGGAGAUCAAAGAAGCUUAACUAAAAGAAUUGUGGUAAGUAAUUAUUUUUAUUUUACACCAAAUUAUUUGUCAGGCUUUAAUGGUCAUUACCAAGGCUUUUAGAAUGCAGUUUCUCAUUUGCUGUGGACAUGACCAUAAAAAAAGUUUCCCACUAGGUUUUAUUUCUGCUACUUUGUAGCAUUCAGCCUGUUGGGAACAUUUUAUUAUUAUUUAACUUGUAUUUUCAUUGCCUAGGUCAGCACUGUUCCAGUAUAAAUAGAACACAAGCCAUUUUUUUCUAAUUGGAUUUUACAAUACUGAUACAUGGGUAGUGACUAUUAUAUUGAACAAGUUGUGCCUAGAUUGCUGGAGUUCUUUGUUUAAUCCUGGGCUUUUAGUUUAUUACAUUACAGGUUGCCUGGUUACUAAAGGAGGGGAGGCUGGCUUACAUGAGCACCUCUGAAAAUGGACCCUUAUCUUUAUAUUUGUUAUACAGGGCUGACUCAUAUGAUAACUUCUUUUUGAAAGGUAUGUACACAUUAAAGAAAAUAAUUUUAUAGGUCAUUUCAAAGAGGGCUGAUGGGACCACAUCCAGGAGCUCUUUACGCUGUGACCAAAGACUGAGUUCUCCACUGGAUAUAAUAGUAACUUGAUAGUGCUAUGUUUUCCAGAUGGAGAUACAAGCCACUCAUACCCAUGAUUAGUGAUGUGGGAAAGUAAUUUAAGUAUCUUCCAACUUUAACCAGUGUCUACUCUCUUCUUUAGGGCUAUUUUAUGUUGAAGAUUUAUGAGUUUGGAGGAACUAAGGUGAUUGGCAGUGGAAAGAAUCAGAACGUGUGGAAUUCCUUAAAAAUUUAUUGACUUAAAUAACUUUGUGUUACACAUAAUAAAAAAAAAACCCUUUACACUUUGUGUGGAAAGUCAGCAUAUAUUUUUGGCUCGAAGUUUCUCUAAUGUUCUCUGUGGAGGGAAUAAUAACGUUUAUCAGUUGUAGUUCUGAUGUGCCUUAGACAUGAAAAAUUGGCAGGGGGGGGAGUGGCUGCUCACCUUAUGAAAUUCUUUUGCCCUUGCUCUGUUCUGGGCAUAUGCGUCUUGCUUUGCUUUCUCUUCCUUUUGCUUUUUCACUUCAGGUAACUGAUGGUAUAAUCUGCAAGAAAUUUAUGGAAUUAAAGACAGACACUUAAGCUAUGUGAAUUCAUAGAUCUUCAUAUAUCCACAUACAUACCUUAUAGCCCUUUGGUGCAUAUGGGCUUGUGCAGUCUUUCUGUCUUCAGGAAGAGACACUCUAACCUUGUUCACACCCUUUAGGUGACUGACAAAUGAACCUGAGCGGAGAACAAGUCAUUUAAUAUAUAUGUAAUGCCAGAUUCUCUUUGAAAACUGAUGUGGAGAGUAUACCUGUGGGUUUCUCCUUUACUAUUUUGGUUUGAGAACUUCCAGAGACACGAAUUUUAUUCCUUAUUUCUUUCUGUCUCUGUGAGGAUCUCUCCAUAAAUGCUUUUUUUCUUUUCAUAAAUGCUUCUUGUAAGCUCCCUGGAGUAGCUGUAAAGUUUGAAAGGGUUUCUGUUUAAAAAAAAAAAAAUCGAGGCUAUAUGUCAGCAAUAUACAAAUGUGUGGGGUUUCUGCUCAAGUAGGGGGAACCCCGCUGGCCCCUGGGCUCACUAAUCUGAUGCUCGGGGCAUACAUACCUGCACACACAGCUGGUUUCUCCACAGGAUGUUCUGAUGCAGCUGGACAAUCUGAGUUUUGUGUUUCUGACAGAAGAGGCAGAAAUUCACUCACCUAAUUGUGAGAAAGUCACAGACUUUACCACUUUACCUCACUGUACAGAUUCACAGCAAAGGUUCUAAACUUUACCCAUUCUAAACCCUAGGUCUUUUGGAACUGCCUUUCUAGAAAGUUCAAUUGUCAGCUUGUCUACUGUGAGCACAUUCAUACACGAUUCUAAUGUAAGAAAUGCCAUGUAGAAAGCUAAGUAAAACUAUCCUUUUCUAUUCCCUAAUCCUCAACUAUGGGUUGCUGUAUAAAAUGAGAGCUAUGAAAUUUACCUGAAAAGAGCUCUUUGCCUCAUUUUCUCUCUUUUCUUCUAGAGUUAAGUUUGCAAAAUCCAUUUCAGCAAUACUGAUAUCACUGUUGCUUAUCAAUGUAAGUUCUGGUUCUUCCAUUAUACCAUGGCCACAUUCUGUCUCCUGUACAGUAAAGUUAAAAGGGAAACAGUAUUCAAAAAUCAUACCCUCAAAAACACUCAGAAUGUGAAAAAUAUGUACAUUAUGGAAGAAGAAGAACAGGUUCUUCAACUAAGGAUAAUGGAGAAGACAAACUACUCCGUGGGUUACAGAGCCAAGUGCCUGCUGACUGGGGGCUGUGCAGAACAGUGUGUGUAUCCCCUACCUAUCUGAAUGGACCACCAGGGGAGUCCCUAGACCACACUUUAUUAAGGAAAAACCCUUUCAAUACUGAACAAGAAUUUACAAAAAAAAAAAAUCCAAAAGCUGCCAAGUCAGUCAGCUUAUUUUUUGCUUAUCUGUGGAGGGACAAACAGUACUAGAAGGUAAGCUGAAACCAAGUAGAUUAAUCCAGUGCAGCACAGUGAAGUUCAACACUAUGUGCUGAAGCAUAGGCUGAGCCGCCAUUUUUCAGGAAAGCUGGAGAAAAGAAAUGCGAACUGGGAAGAUCUGUAAAAUUCAGAGGAAGGUCAAAUUUUAAAAAUCUGCUUUCUUAUUUCAUUGGAGAUUUCUAAUGAUUAUGAGAUUGACUAUAUCUCAUAUAGUAGCUCUGUUGCAUCUCUUGCAAUUUUGUUUAAAAAGUCUGAAAAUGAAACCAAAAAUUACAUACAACACAGAUUUCACUUACCCAGAUUGGAAUAGAGUUCUGUAGUGAAAAGGAUCCAGAGCUUACAAAGAGCGCUGACUGUGCUUGUUGAGUUUGGUUUCCUAUGAUUGUUGGAGUUUCUGCAGUAGUUGAAUCCUCAAGACAUUUUUCAUUCUGAACAGUGACUGAAUGUGGUGUCUGAAUUGAAGUUCUUACGCAUAAUUGUGGAUUUAUAUUUAAAA